AUGGAGGUGUGUCCACAGAGGAAAGGAAAAUUACUAUCCAGAAUCAUGUCCAUCCUGAAGAUCCACGCUCGUGAAAUUUUUGACUCCCGUGGCAACCCCACUGUGGAGGUCGACCUGUACACCAAGAAAGGUCUUUUCAGAGCUGCCGUUCCCAGCGGUGCCUCCACAGGCAUCUAUGAGGCUCUGGAGCUCCGUGAUAAUGAUAAAACACGCUACAUGGGCAAGGGUGUGACAAAAGCAGUUGAGCAUAUCAAUAAAACUAUUGCACCUGCACUGGUUAGCAAGAAUGUGAACGUUCUGGAGCAGGAGAAGGUCGACAAGCUGAUGCUUGACAUGGAUGGCACAGAAAACAAAUCUAAGUUUGGUGCUAAUGCCAUCCUGGGCGUCUCCCUGGCUGUGUGCAAGGCUGGUGCUGCAGAGAAGGGCGUUCCCCUGUACCGCCACAUCGCCGACCUGGCUGGCAACCCCGAAGUCAUCCUCCCCGUCCCUGCUUUCAACGUCAUCAACGGCGGCUCCCAUGCAGGCAACAAGCUGGCCAUGCAGGAGUUCAUGAUCCUCCCUGUUGGAGCCAGCAGCUUUAAGGAGGCCAUGCGUAUUGGUGCUGAGGUCUACCACAACCUGAAGAAUGUCAUCAAGGAGAAAUAUGGCAAGGAUGCCACCAAUGUUGGGGAUGAGGGCGGCUUUGCCCCCAACAUUCUGGAGAACAAAGAAGCUCUGGAGCUGCUGAAGAAUGCCAUCGCCAAAGCCGGCUACACGGACAAGAUUGUUAUCGGCAUGGACGUGGCCGCUUCUGAGUUCUACAAGGCUGGCAAGUACGACCUGGACUUCAAGUCCCCAGAUGACCCCAGCCGCUACAUCUCCCCUGACAAGCUGGCUGAUCUCUACAAGAGCUUUGUCAAAGAUUAUCCUGUUGUUUCCAUUGAGGACCCCUUUGACCAGGAUGACUGGCAGGCAUGGACCAAUUUCACAGCCAGCACCAGCAUCCAGGUGGUGGGAGACGACCUCACCGUCACCAACCCCAAACGCAUUGCCAAGGGUGUGGCCGAAAAGGCCUGCAACUGCCUGCUGCUGAAGGUCAACCAGAUCGGCUCGGUCACAGAGUCCCUGCAGGCCUGCAAGAUGGCCCAGAGCAACGGCUGGGGUGUGAUGGUGAGCCACCGCUCCGGAGAGACGGAGGACACUUUCAUCGCUGACCUCGUUGUUGGCCUGUGCACUGGACAGAUCAAGACAGGAGCACCUUGUCGAUCUGAGCGUCUGGCCAAGUACAACCAGCUCCUCAGGAUUGAGGAGGAGCUCGGUGACAAGGCCCGUUUUGCCGGCCAGAACUUCAGGCACCCCAUCUGA
Molecule: messenger RNA, 1344 nt
Organism: Menidia menidia (Atlantic silverside)
Lineage: Eukaryota; Metazoa; Chordata; Actinopteri; Atheriniformes; Atherinopsidae
Source: the annotation of a GenBank genome assembly